Messenger RNA from Branchiostoma floridae (Florida lancelet), 1117 nucleotides. RefSeq lists its product as uncharacterized. Bases 148 to 1029 code for a protein of 293 amino acids. The record is from RefSeq and is a predicted model, not a curated record. NCBI's taxonomy places the organism in Eukaryota, Metazoa, Chordata, Leptocardii, Amphioxiformes, Branchiostomatidae. The transcript is spliced from 7 exons.
GCGUGAUUACAUUAUCUCACUUUGCUGCAGGCGUUUGUUGUACCCGGACCCGGAUCGGCUGCGCAGUAGUUAGUGCGGGAGGGAGGUCUGCCAGACUCUGGUGGCCGACAUUUUGUUCACAACGUGAUUUGAGAAGCUGACACCACCAUGUGUAAGACUAACGGCCAUGCUACUAGUAUGUUCGGGCUGGGGGUGACCCUGGUGGUCCUCGGCGCCCUCAGCACCGUCCUGGGGAUCGCCGCCGCCGCAGCCUUCCCUCUGGACUACUACAGCCGCAUCAGCGGACCCAUAUGGGCUGGCGUGUUUGUUGUCAUCACGGGAGUCAUGGGCAUCAUGGCCGGGAGGAACUUCGACCGGGAAGGCGCUCCUAGUGGAUAUACCCCAGCCUUCCUGACCCUGAGCAUCAUCGGGAUCCUCGUGGCGCUGUCCCAAGUCAGCGUGUCCAGCGCUGCCGUCGGCAUCUUUGGAACCUGCUUCAUCACGGAUCUGGAGAACAUCCUCAACAACAACAACGACGGCGACGACUUCAAGUUCAACCCUUUCGUCACCAAGAGCUACAACACCUGGGAUGACGGUGACAUCAUGCCUUACCACAUCAGCGACGAUCAGGCCAGUGCUAGCAGUGGGUUUUCUGGACGCAGGAUGUAUACUUCGUACUGCUCUGCCGCGAUCGCCCUGCACUACACCUGCCUGGCGCUAGGGGUGCUGGAGAUAAUCCUGUGCUUCGUCUCCUCCAUCGUCGGCUGCGUGGUGGGCUGUACCUGCUGCAACCAGCAGCCGGGCCCGAGCGUGGUGAUCAUGCAGCCGUCUAACCUGCCGUACGCGCAGAUGCCCCCUACCGUCAACAACCCAGCUAUGCCGGGCGCCUAUCCGCAAGCCGGCUACAUCCAGCAGCUGAGCGGCCAUCCCCAGGCCGGCUACGGGCCUCCCCCCGCCUACAUCCCGCCGCCUGCUCAGCAGAGCCCGGCGUACCCAGCCGGUCCCACCGAUACCGACCAGGCUGUCCACGUGAAGGCUCAGCCUGUCUAAAGUGCCUGGUGAACCAUCCUGGUUAGGGCUGGGUACCGGUUCACUGUACCGGUACAAAACCGGUUUUUCUUAUUGGACCGGUCCAGAA